Messenger RNA from Anopheles darlingi, 832 nucleotides. RefSeq names its product ER membrane protein complex subunit 10 (gene EMC10). NCBI's taxonomy places the organism in Eukaryota, Metazoa, Arthropoda, Insecta, Diptera, Culicidae. The coding region runs from base 67 to 765 and encodes 232 amino acids. The transcript is spliced from 4 exons. The record is from RefSeq and is a predicted model, not a curated record. Gene Ontology annotation, cellular component: EMC complex.
CCAAAACACGGAGCUGUCAUCCCCGAUUUGGAGUUUUUUUCGGCAAAGAAAACCCCGCAUUUAAACAUGAAUUUCUUAGUGAAAAUCGUUCUUCUGAUUAACUUCUUGGCAUUCAACACGUUCCUCCACGUGCAGGCCAACUCUCUAGAGUACGAUGGCUGGCUGAAUAUUGCUCUUUAUCACGCCUUGGACUACGACGAGCCGACCAAGUUCACUCUCCGGGGCAACGUGACCAUCACGAACCGCAACACCGGUCUGGCAUCGGUCGCCCAGGAACCGCUCUCGCUGCAGGAUCGCAAUAAACUGAAGCGCCUAGCCCAAGAGAAUCGACUUUAUCGAUUGCAGGCACACGUUACCGAUUCCGACGGGGUUACCACUUUCCUGACCUCCUCCAAAGCGUGCGCUCUGGCCAAAUCACAGCUGACGGAUGUACUGUGGGUUUCGCUCGACCACACCGGCACCGUAACCGGGGUUACGCAGUCCGUCAGCAACGGUAACACGAACAACUGUCUUGACCUAACCACCAGUGAUGUGGAUGUGCUCGAUGAGUUCAACACCGACGUGUAUGUGAAGCACACCGAAUCGGCUCCCAUUCCCGAUACGGCCAGCUUCAUCCAGAAGAUGGAACGAGAACGCGAAGCCAGGGAGCGUGGUGAAACGAAGGACAAUCGUAGCUUCUUCGCGAAAUAUUGGAUGUACCUUGUGCCGGUAGUCAUUCUGUUACUAAUCUCUGCCACCAAUCCGGAAGCUGGACAGCAACGUUAAGCCUUAACGAGUGUGUUUGCCUAGCCGUAUUACGAAACCAAAAAAUACGAACAAUAAAACGCAAUCC